Messenger RNA from Peniophora sp. CBMAI 1063, 1131 nucleotides. NCBI's taxonomy places the organism in Eukaryota, Fungi, Basidiomycota, Agaricomycetes, Russulales, Peniophoraceae. The record is from the annotation of a GenBank genome assembly.
AUGUCUUCUUCAGCGCCCGCUUGCUCUGCUGCUUCGCAGGACCUCGAGCUAAUAUUUCUCGGCACUGGGACGUCCGGGAGCGUGCCGAACGUGUCGUGCUUGACGGCGCCGCCCGAGGUUCCGCCGUGUACGACCUGUCUGAGCACUUUGACUGAGAAAGGGAAGAAGAAUAUUCGAAGGAACACUUCUGCCAUUGUUCGCAUCCCAGGAUCAGACGGGUCUACCAAGACCAUACUUGUGGAUUGCGGCAAGAACUUUCAGUCCGCGGCCGUCGAGUGGUUCCCGCCUUACAAGCUGCGGCGCAUCGACGCGCUCCUGAUCACCCAUGCCCAUGCCGACGCGAUGAACGGCCUGGACGACCUGCGCGCCUGGACACUGCGCGGCGUGAUCCAGCCGCACAUCGACGUCUACGUCUCGCGCACGACCUUCAGCGAAGUCAAGCGCGCCUUCCCGUACAUGAUCGCGAAGGAGCAGGCGAGCGGCGGCGGCGACGUCCCGGAGUUCCGCUGGCACAUAUUCGAGGACUACCAGCCGUUCGACGUCGCGGGCGUACAGGUCGUCCCGAUGCCUGUGCACCAUGGGCGGUACUUCUCUGACGUCCCGCCGACGGGCCACGCGCCUACGCCCAAUACGACGACGCCGUCUACGCCCAUACGCCGCGGCUCGCCCACUUCGCCAGAUAAACCUACUGUGUUCCAGCCGUAUAUCUGCCACGCCUUUUCGAUCGACGGUCGCAUAGUGUAUAUGGGCGACGUCUCGUUUAUUCCAGAGGAGACCUGGCCUCAUCUACUGGCAUCACCGCGUUCAGUCGUCGUGCUCGAUUGCCUGCGCCCCACAUUCCACACGAGCCAUUUCGGGCUGGGUGAAGCCGUAGAGACUGCGCGCAAGAUCAAGUCGACGAGGACAUAUCUGACUGGAUUCGGUCAUGAGAUCCCUCACGAUGAGUACGUGCAUGUGGGCGAGAUAUUGGGUGGGGCGACGGUCGGUCAGGAGGGUUUGUCGGAUAGGGAGAGGAAGUGCUUGGAUCAGGUUGAGGAGGGCGAGAAGGUUUGGGUGCGGCCUGCACAUGAUGGUCUGAGGGUUUGGAUCGGCGAGGAUGGGAAGGUCCGGGACGGAUCGUAUGGUGUAUAG